This is a messenger RNA of Microplitis mediator, 2175 nucleotides long. RefSeq names its product F-box/LRR-repeat protein 7 (gene FipoQ). Gene Ontology annotation, cellular component: SCF ubiquitin ligase complex. Gene Ontology annotation, biological process: SCF-dependent proteasomal ubiquitin-dependent protein catabolic process; positive regulation of protein ubiquitination. The transcript has 8 exons. The record is from RefSeq and is a predicted model, not a curated record. The coding region runs from base 487 to 2040 and encodes 517 amino acids. NCBI's taxonomy places the organism in Eukaryota, Metazoa, Arthropoda, Insecta, Hymenoptera, Braconidae. Gene Ontology annotation, molecular function: protein binding.
AGUCGCAAACAUCGUUCGUUAACCAUCGGUCAAUUAACUCAAAGAACAAAGACCAAUAUUUCAAAAAAUUAAUUUUCAGUAUUCAUUUUAUUACUAAUAAUCGAGAAAUUUUUUUUCAAUUUUUCUGCAACUAAAACUUUUUUUAUACUAUUUUUAUGGUAAUUAAUUAUUGCUUAAUUAUUUUAAUUACAAAUCACAAGGUCUGAAGACAAUGAGUGAAUAUUAAACAAUAAAUAGAAUAAAAUAUAAAUUUAUUUCAAAUUAAGGAAAUUACAUUAGUAAUAAAAAAAUAUAAAUAUUGGUGCUUUAUCAAGUAUUUGAAUAUUCAAAAAUAAACCAUCUGGGCCCAGAAGAGUGACAAACGUGAAAUGAGUUAAAUGCAUUAGGUAUAAAAGUAUUAAAUUAUCAUUUCCACGGUAGUUUAUUAAUCUAUAAAAUUAUAUAGUUAAUAAUUUAUGACUGCUGUGAUCUCUUCGUUCUUUCAUAAUGAGCGUUUGGAAUCAAUUAAAUGUAUUAGAACAUGCCACUUCCGCGAUAUCAAGAGAUGACCUUAGAAAUAGUACUCGCCGAAGAAAUUUAGCGACUAUCGAAAAAUUACCUGAUAAAGUAAUUCUCAAUAUUUUUGCAUACUUGUCUCAUCGUGAAAUUUGUCGACUAGCUCGUGUUUGUAAACGUUGGCGUCAAAUAGCUUACGAUACAAGAUUAUGGACACAUGUUUCAUUGAGACCUGAAGUCAGUGGACUUCAUGUCAAUUCACUUGAAAUGCUUCUGCAACUUAUAAGUGUACGUUUCGGAGCUUCACUACGAUACAUCGAAUUGCCAAUUGAACUUAUUACUCAUACGGUACUGCAUGAAUUAGCCAAUAAGUGUCCAAACUUAACUGCCAUGCUUUUGGAUUUUUCAACUGCAAUGCAGCUUCAUGAUUUUUCUGAAAUGCAAGCUUUUCCAACUAAACUUAAAUACAUGUGUAUAUGUUUAUCCGAAGUUAUAUUUAUGGAAGGUUUCAUGAGGAAAAUAUACAAUUUUAUCAAUGGCCUUGAAAUUCUUCAUUUAAUUGGUAAUAGUACAUAUGAGAAAAUUGAAGAAGAAGAAGAAGAAAUUUAUGAAGUAAUAAACGUCCAUAAAUUAAAAUCAGCAACUCCAAAUCUUCGUGUAAUUAAUUUGUAUGGAAUAAAUUUUGUGGAUGAUUCACAUAUUGAUGCAUUUUCAUCAAAUUGUAUCCAACUUGAAUGUUUGGCGGUUAAUUUUUGUUCAAAAGUCACUGGAUCAACUAUGAAAACAUUAUUCCAAAGGAGUAGACGAUUAAAAUGCCUUCUUAUGCAGGGAACUAACCUUCAAAGUGAAUACGUCAUGCAGGUUGAAUGGGAAAAAUCAAGUGUCCAAGAAUUAGAUAUUACAGCAACGGAUUUAUCAACUGAAUGCUUGAUUGACAUGUUAACGAGAAUUCCGGGUCUGAGAUUUUUAAGCGCUGGACAAUUGAAUGGCUUCAAUGACAGUGUUCUGAAAGCUUGGGCGGAUGCAGGAAAUCCGCGAAAUUUAAUAGCACUUGAUCUUGAUAGUUCCGACAAUCUUACAGAUGAUGCUUUGCAUAAAUUUCUUUCACGAUAUGGGCAUCAAUUAUGGGGUAUUGCACUGUCUGGUAUGCCACAUAUUACUGAUCAACUUUGGCAAAGCGUAUUGCCAAUACUGACAAAUGCCAAAAUUCUUGUUAUGGGAACACAAGAAAGACUCGGCGUCAAUAUUCACGUAGAUCAAUUAAUGGACGGUAUUGCAAAUAAUUGUCCAAAUUUAGAACGAUUGGAAUUACGUUGGGAUCCGGAGAAUCUUCGUUUUUCAGAUAAAAGUCAGAAAGCAAUUGAUGUUCUACGGGUUAAAUGCAUUAAACUAAAGUGCCUUGUACUCAGCGAUGGAAGAUAUUACGAAGUCGUAAAAGCAAACUUUGAGCGUGCAGACAGAACUACUGUUGUUCGUACGACAACAUGCUCCAGAGUUACUAACUACUACCUGUUGCAGAAUUAUAAAGACUUGAUCUUUAAUUGAUUUAAGUUUUUAUAAACUUUAUAUAAAUUUGCUUUUAAAUAAUUAUUGCCUAUACAUGUUUAAUUUCGACAAUAAUUUUCGGUUUAUUUUGAAAUCAUUAUAAAAGUAAUUAAUAAAAAUAUUAUAUUUCAAUAA